AUGUCAGUUAUGCAGAAAGGUCAUUUCAUAGGAGAGGAUUUAAGAAAACUCGUUUUGAAGAAAAUAGUUUCAGCCGGCGGGGAUGCUGAAAUGGCAACUGUGCCGCGCGGAAUAUUCGCUUCUGUUGCUAAACAAUUGGAGAUUCAUCAUACAACAGUGAAAAACAUUUGGACUACAUAUUGUGUAAACAAAACUACUAAACGAAAGGAAUACAAACGGUACAAUAAUGGUAAAUUACACGCUGAUCAUAAACAAUAUAUUGACUAUUUGGUUCGCUGCGAACCUUCGAUUUCACUUGGCAGCAUUCGUGACAAACUUAUAGAAAACUGUGACCUUCAAAUUUCAACAAAAUCAAUAUCAAACUAUUUGAAAAAGGUCGUUUCGAGAAAAAUUCUCACGCGACCGGCAGCUGACCGUUACAAAGAUGAUAAUAUGAUCUAUAUGCAAGCCUUUCUGGAUGUUCUCCACACAAAGGAUGUAAAAACAAUCAAGUUUUUUGACGAGAGUGGGUUUGCGAAACCCGAUGUGAACAGUGCUCGUUACGGACGUUCGGCAGUAGGAGAGCGUGCUAUCGAAACACAAGACAGACAAAAGACUCCAAAUAAAACUUUCAAUUUACUCAUUGGCGUUCAGGGCGUAUGUUACGCUAAUAUACUUCCAGGUGCGAGUACAACGGACACAUAUAUAGACUUUUUUUUCAAAGCUGUAAAUGCAACUACCAAUGAUGGUUAUUUUGCUCUUAAACCUGGUGAUAUUGUGGUAGUAGACAAUUGUCCAAUUCAUCAUCACAGAGGUGAAGACGUGUUAGCACCAUUCCUGGAUAUGUUAGGAAUCGAGUACAUUUUCUUGCCAAGAUAUUCCCCCAACCUGAAUCCGAUUGAAUUAUGUUUUCAACACAUAAAGACAUUAUUUAAAACAGAACUUGUUCGUGCACUAGCAAAGGAUAAUCUAGAGUACGCAAUCAUGCACUGUGUAAAUGGAAUAACGGCUGCUAAUUGCUAUGCUUAUUACCAGCAUGCUAACUAUAUGCAAAUAUGA
Molecule: messenger RNA, 1038 nt
Organism: Mercenaria mercenaria
Lineage: Eukaryota; Metazoa; Mollusca; Bivalvia; Venerida; Veneridae
Exons: 1
Coding region: 1-1038 (345 amino acids)
Molecular function (GO): nucleic acid binding
Source: RefSeq, a predicted model, not a curated record